AUGCAGAGCGCUCAGGACGUGGCGAUGAACGGACAGUCGAAGCACACGAGCGACGACAUGGAAGAUAUCGAUCAGACGGACGUGUCGGUGUGUUUGUCCCCUCCGCGUCGCCAGAAGCACAGGAACAGCGGCCGUUUUGACGUUCGCGUCACGCCCGAGCCGUCUCGACGGCGCUUGUCGACGUCGCAAAGCCGCCCACUUGCCGCAGGAAUGGAGGAAUCGCCUGCUCGAUACUCUCCGAGUAAAGUGAAAGCCGCCGUGCGCUCGUUCGCGGACUUUCUGCACUUUCUGGAGAAGGAAGGAAGCCAAGAGGAAGAUUCGCUCAUGCCAGUCAUUAUACAGAGAUUUGCAGAGCUUGGGGCGGUCAUCGAGUCUCAGAAGAGACACAUUGAUCGCUGGAAGGGCAAAGAGCUAGACUUGGCUAUUGAAGAGGCGCAGCAGAAUCUAGAGCUCAUUCGCGAGCUCGGAGAGACUAUUCACAAACAGGAGCUCCAGAUUGCUGAGGAUAAAGUCGAGAAGCAGAAGCUGGAAGAGAAGUACCACCUCGCUGCCCAAGAAGUCGAGUCGCUGAAGAAACAAGGCACAUAUCAGAUCCAGCAGCUGCACGCGGAGGUGGAAACGUUGCGGCAAGCGGGAUCGGGUAUGGAGGCAAUGCUGAAAGAGCGGGAUGUGUCUCUUGAGACGUUACAAAACAGCAAUGAUACGCUGCGCUCGCAGCUGGAGCGAGUGGAGCGUGAUAGCUCGUUGAUUUUGCAAGAGAACACAACACUGAAGCAGCAAGAGGUCCACCAGGCCGACAAGAUGAACUGCCUUGAGCAGGAGAUGAAUGAACUGCGCGAGCACUGCAAGUCUGCAGUGAGCAAAUAUGCGGAGCUUGAACAGCAUGUUACAGCAUGGCAAACGAAGUACGAGGAGAAAGAUCGUCAAGUACAAGAGCUGGAGAACGCACUAAAACAUAGCAGACAGGAUAUGGGACAGCAGGAGGGAAAUCUCGAGCAUGUCAUGGGCGAAAACCGCAAACUGCAGGAGCACAUGGAACACAUGGCGCAUGAGCACGAGAAGCAUCUUGCUGAACAGCACAGAUGUCUGCGUGAAGCUGAAACGGAGCGACAAAGGCUCAAUCAAGCACUCGAACAGGAAUCUGCCCGAUUCCUGAAGCUCAAAAAGGAGGCAGGAGAAAUGCAAGCGCAGAUCGAAGCGCAGGCAAUGUCCGCAAUGAACCAACGUGAACAGCAGUUGAUGGGUGAAAAGUCCCGACUUGAAGAAGAGCUGCGACGUACGCUCAGCAAAGUAAAGGAGGAGAAUGCUGAAUUGCGAGCUGAAAUUGAGAGCUUGAAAGACAUCAAUCAACGCAAGAGUACUGAGAUCGGUCGUCUAAUGGCAUCAUCGCAAGAAGCAGACCAGCAAAAACAGUGCCAUAGCUUGGAUACGCAAAGAAUACACCAGCUUAUGGAAGAAGUAGCACAAGCAAAUGACCGGAUUGAGAGUAUGUCCAACGAUUUGGCCGCCAAGGAUGCCGCGCACGAAGAAGCCAUGAAGGCGCAGUCAGCUGACUUUGAGCACCAGUACAAUGAAUUUGUCUCCCAGGUGGAAGGACAGUUCAACACUUUGACACACGAGAAUGAGCAGCUGCGCGCGGAACUGGAUGAAACAGCGAAGCAACUAAAAGUGUGCAGUGACCAGUCGCUAGCUGACAGAAGAGAGGUUGACAAAUGGCACUCGGAGUGUGAAACGCUUCAGCGCCAGUUGCACGGCGUUACUCGUGAGCAUGAUGCGCUAAAGCGUGAGUAUGAGCAUCAGCUUCACGAGAUGGGGUCGCGAGACAAGGAUAACGCAGAGCUACGCGCUCAGAUUGAGCACUUUCUAUCUCCUGGUCGUGAACACACAAACGAAGUGGAGCUUCUUCAGAACGAGCGCGCACGCCUAGAAGACCUGAAUCGGGAACUGCGAAAACAAAUUGAAGCGAUUCGGGUAGAGGCCGAUGCAAGAUUCAAUGAAGCCCAGCAGUUACAUAACCACUCCAUUGAGCAAGAGGCUGCUCACGCAAGUACGGUUCGCGUGCUAUGCGAGGAGAAGGAAGCGAUGAACCGUGACAUGAUGACACUGAGUGCACAGAAGUCAGCGCUAGAAGCUGAAGUUACAAUGGCCAUCAAUGAGAUCGAACGGUGGAAGACAUCGGUGCAGCUACUCGAAAACAGCAAAUGCGACCUCGAGCUUCAGAUUCAAGAAGUGAUGCGACAGGCGACUGAACAGAUUGAGUCGCACAAACAUUCGGCAGCUGUGGUCACGGAGGAUGGGCGAACUCAGUUGCAAACGUUGACGGCCCAACUUGUACGUCGUGAUACGCAGAUGAACGAAGGUCACCAACAACUGCGGCAUUUGCAGGAAACAGUCGAAUCGUUGGAAGAGAAGCUUCGAGCCGAGCAGUACGAGCAUGAGAGCUUACAAAUGGCAAACGAUGACUUGACUGUCCAGCUAGAGUCCCUUUAUAACGAGAGACACGAGCUGGAAGAUCGCCUACCGUGUUCUAACGUUGGAGGUCAGCCGGAGGCGGAAGAGGGUCUUCUUCAAAAGCUAGAACGAUUUUCACAUGAGAUGGAUCAACAGGUCCAAAAUGAAAGGGAGAAGGCGAUUCGUUUGCAAACACGUUUGGACGCAAAACUGGAAUCGGAACGGCAACGCUCGGGCGACGACCGGGUCAAGCUUAAAGAAGAGAUUGCGACGCUUCAGCAACAAUUGUCGAGUCACGCUGCUGAGUUGGAGAAGCAAGACGCACAACUUUCGCAACUGCUGCGUGAACGCGAGGAGCAGGACCGCGCUCUUGAUGAUAUGCAAGAGACGAUUGCAGCCCACGAGUCAGAAAAGUGGACUCUGCGUAGUGCAACGAACGAGCUUGAGGAUCUCAAAGCUGCGCAUGAAGAAUUGAAGGCAGCACACGAUCAAAUGAAGGCGAAAAUGAAGGCGAAAGUGGCAGAGCUGGCCGGUAUGCAGGAAGAAGUUGGCGAGUUGCGGUACAAGCUGGAUGAAGAGAAGGCAACAUCACAGCAUUUGUUCGAGUGCUCCCGCCAUGAUCGACGCAAGCACUCUAAUGAGUCUCAGGUCAACAAGGAACUGCGGGAUCGAGUAAACGAGUUGAAAGCAGAAGUGGCUUCUCUUCAGCGCAAGCUCCGAGCAAGUGAGCAACAUGCUGACGACAAGCUCCGAGCACGCGUGGAAGAGCUGGAAACGCAACUGAAACACUCUCAGCGCGCACCCGACGUAGAUGGGUCUAUUGCAGCUGACGGAAGCCAGACGCAAGUCAAGGAGCACAAAGCGUUGAUGAAGCAAGUCAAGGAGUACAAAGCAUUAGUGAAGCAGCUGGAGAAAGAGUUGGAAAUCAGCAAGCAGUCUGUAGCAGGAAGGGAACAGAGCGCCAUGCACGAGACUCUACAGAAAGAACGCGAACAUCGAUCGCUGCAAGUACGUUACGACAAAUUGGCCGCUGAAAGUGCUGCUCUCACCGCUGGUUCGAAUGCAAAAGCGGCGGAGAUCGAUCAUUUGCAUCAGGAAAUUGACCGGCUAGAAGAAAGGAUCACACAGCUGCACGAAGAAAUUCGUGAUAACAUGGCUGAGAUGGAUAACGCGCGAGCCCAUCUCGACAAAUCUGAACAGCUUACGCUGAAGCUAGAAGGGUUGCAAGAUGAGCUCGUAGCACAAGAGAUUGAGACGCGUCAGUAUGAAUCUGAGCUGGCUGCGAAGAAAGAAGAGAUGCAGCAGACACAGAAGGAUAUCGAUGAACUGAAGCGUCGUUUCCAGGACAAGUUGCGUGAUAAAGAAGAUGAGGUUUCUUUGCUAAAGCAACGAAACGCGAAAUUCCAGGAGAGACUGAAGCGGAUUGCCCAGGCAAAGCUAUCUUCGAAACACACGUCUGAAGUUGAUGCCACUGCUCGCGAAACAGCGAUGAGCAGAGUGGAAGAAACUUACAAGCAAGCGGUGAAACGAGAGCAGAAGCUGACAUCACAAAUCGCUAAGAUGGAAGACGCACGGUCGGCCCUAGUCGACCGAUUUCGUCGCGAGAUGGAACGUCUUCAUAUCGAAGUCAACGUGCAAGGGACGAACGUUGAUGGGGACUCUAUUGACGAUAGUGCUUUUCACCGCGGUAUCAUGGAAAUAGCAGCACGUCUUCAUAGCUACCAAGAUCGCGAGACCUACCAGACCGCACUCAUCCAUCGCAAAGACAAGCGGAUCACCGAGCUCAAGAUGCGGCUGGACGAGGUGGAGAAGUUGUUACGGCUUCGCGACAACGAGUUGAAGAAGCGCGAAGAAAAGCAGCAGCAGGACAAAGUGCUGCAUGAGCAGAUGGCGACCAUGAAUAGGGAGGUUUCGAAGCUGAAGCUGGAAAACAAGCAGCUGCGUGGAAAAGCGCUGUCGGACCCGUCCGUCAACGCAAGUGCUAAACCCUUUGAGAUCGGUGAAUGGAAAGACAAGUGUGCUAAGCUCAAGCACCGCGUGUGCGAACUACAGGAAAUGAACACGAAACUCAAGCAAGGACGCUCUGCUAAGGGUGACGUAAAGGCGCUAGCGAAGGAAGUCGAUAAGCUUGCCGGUCAAGUCUUGGACAAGGAUUUGCAGAUUCAAGCUCUUCGGAAUCGCGAGACGACACAAUUCCAAAGUAGCCGUGCUUCUACCGGACCGCGGCGUAUGAAAGAUCUGCUCGUCGCGUUACAAAAGAAAGAAGACAAGAUAAUGGCGCUCAACGACCACCUGACUGGCCUCAUGACGGAGAAUAUGCGGCUUCAGCACAGCACUGAGCAGUACGUUGUCCAGUACGGUCCUCUCUGCGGCGCGACUACGGACGGUGUGAUUGGCAACUCGGGUAUCAAAGUGCCUGCCCGCACGAAUGAGAGCAAUUGGCAACAACCCGCCGUUCGGUCACAAUAG
Molecule: messenger RNA, 4920 nt
Organism: Hyaloperonospora brassicae
Lineage: Eukaryota; Oomycota; Peronosporomycetes; Peronosporales; Peronosporaceae
Source: the annotation of a GenBank genome assembly